AUGGGAAAGCGAGAUAAUCGGGUAGCCUAUAUGAAUCCUAUAGCAAUGGCCAGAUGGAGGGGCCCAUCUCAACCUGUAGGCCCAACAAUACAAGAUUAUCUGAAUCGACCAAGGCCCACCUGGGAAGAAGUGAAGAAAAAAAUAGAAAGUAAAAAGAAAGGCUCCAAAGCACUGGCAGAAUUUGAAGAAAAAAUGAAUGAGAAUUGGAAGAAAGAACUAGAGCAAACCAGGGAGAAAGCAUUAAGUGGAAAUGAAGGUUCAUCCAGAAAAAGAGAACGAAAGAAAAGGAAAAAGAGGACAUCUUGUCAGUCUUCAUCUUCUUCAUCAAGUUCUGAUUCUUCGAGCAGUUCUUCAGAUUACGAGGUUGAGAAAAAGAAACGAGGGAAAAAGAGAAAGAAAAAGAAGAAGCAUUCAUACAAAUCAUCAGAAAGCUCUACAUAUGAAUCUGAAUCAGAAAGCAAGGUAUCUGGAAAAAAGAAAAAGAAGUCAAAGGAUGAAACAGAGAAAGAAAAGUAUAUUAGAAGUGACAGCAAAAAAAGAAAGAAGACUCACCCUGAGGAUAAACCUCUAUCAUCAGAGUCCUCAUCAGAAUUAGAUUAUGAAGAGGAGGUCCAAGCAAAGAAGAAGAGAAGACAUGAAGAGCAAGAACAAAGAAUGGAAAAAGCAAAGAAGAAAAAGAAAUAUCACAAGAAACACAGUAAGAAGAAAAAGAAGUCGAGUUAA
Molecule: messenger RNA, 723 nt
Organism: Eptesicus fuscus (big brown bat)
Lineage: Eukaryota; Metazoa; Chordata; Mammalia; Chiroptera; Vespertilionidae
Gene: FAM133A
Product: family with sequence similarity 133 member A
Exons: 1
Coding region: 1-723 (240 amino acids)
Source: RefSeq, a predicted model, not a curated record